Molecule: messenger RNA, 246 nt
Organism: Nannizzia gypsea CBS 118893
Lineage: Eukaryota; Fungi; Ascomycota; Eurotiomycetes; Onygenales; Arthrodermataceae
Exons: 3
Coding region: 1-246 (81 amino acids)
Source: RefSeq, a predicted model, not a curated record
AUGACAGAUAUUCAUUAUGUACCGGGGGGGGGGGAUAUAAGGGGAUAUACUCCCCAUGCAAGCAGCCAGGGAACCAGUUCCAUGCAGCCUGUCAGACCGUUGGAGCAGCUUGACCCCGCCCGCGACGUGAAGAUCGAAGUCGCCUGCCAUGAGAGCUACGAAUGGGAAAUGCGGCAGGUACUUGCGGCUACACCACAGGAUAUCGAGUAUCUUCGAGGUAAGGGUUUCCCGGUAGCCGCUUGUUGA